Molecule: messenger RNA, 396 nt
Organism: Babesia bigemina
Lineage: Eukaryota; Apicomplexa; Aconoidasida; Piroplasmida; Babesiidae
Exons: 11
Coding region: 1-396 (131 amino acids)
Source: RefSeq, a predicted model, not a curated record
AUGAGGGGACUGGGCGCGGCAGUGGUAGCUGUCGCAGUUGGUGAGUGCUUGCAUAGGUUGAGGGGACUGGGAGUGGUAGUGUUGCAGUUGGCUGAGGGGACUGGUAGCGGCAGUGGUACGUGUUGCAGUUGGUUGAGGGGACUGGGAGUGGCAGUGGUUGAGGGGACUGGGAGUGGCAGUGGUACGUGUUGCAGUUGGUUGAGGGGAGUGGGAGCGUCAGUGGUUGACAGGACUGGGAGCGGCAGUGGUACGUGUUGCAGUUGGUUGAGGGGAGUGGGAGCGUCAGUGGUUGAGGGGAGUGGGAGCGUCAGUGGUACGUGUUGUAGUUGGUUGAGGGGAGUGGGAGCGUCAGUGGCUGAGGGGACUGGGAGGGAGAGGGGAAGAUGGGAGUAUUGA